This is a messenger RNA of Gryllus bimaculatus (two-spotted cricket), 363 nucleotides long. The record is from the annotation of a GenBank genome assembly. NCBI's taxonomy places the organism in Eukaryota, Metazoa, Arthropoda, Insecta, Orthoptera, Gryllidae.
UUCGCCCUAAUUCUACCUCAAGAAUUACCAUCGUCUUUUGAAGGCAGUAAUGGACAUGUGCGUUACACAGUAAAGGCCAAAAUUGUUCGUACUUGGAAAUCCAACCAUGAAGUUAAAGUGGCUUACACUGUACUAAGCGUUUUGGAUUUAAAUAACAUUACUAAUUUACAGGAGCCGCGAACGGCAUCGGAUGAGCAGACGCUGUGCUGUUGGUGCUGCCGGUCAGGCCCCGUCUCCUUAGCCGCCGCGCUGCCCUUCACGGGCUACGUGCCAGGGCAGCGGGCGCAAGUGCAGCUAGAGGUGGACAACAAGACCUCCUCGCAGGUCACCGUCAAGUGGAACCUCGUCCAGGACGGCAUGUGA